CCGUUACCCCGCCACCUUCCCCCACCGCCCCGGUCCAGCUCGGAACUGCGAGAUUUGGCACUUUUUGAUCGAGUUGGGGUCAGUCCCCAAGGGAUCAGCCAAAAAUGUGAUGAGAAUCUACUGAAGUGGAAGGAGAUUAUUUCAGGAUGGCUUCCUUCCAACGUUCUAAUAGCCAUGACAAAGUGAGGAAAAUAGUUGCAGAGGAGGGUCGAACAGCUCGGAACUUGAUAGCGUGGAGUGUUCCACUGGAAAACAAAGAUGAUGAUGAUAUACCUGCUCCAUUCAGACCAGGCCGAAAAUCUAAAUGGCAAACGGGUGGAAAAUCUAAGCGAACCAUUCAUGGCUCUCAUAAAACUACUAAACAGAGCGCAGCCAUAGACAGUAAAAUAACAUCAUCUUCAGCUGGAGAGAAACACUUUGAUAAAAGUCCCACUAAAAUCAGGCAUCCUCGGAAAAUUGAUCUAAGAGCUCGAUACUGGGCAUUCCUUUUUGACAAUCUUCGCCGGGCUGUUGACGAAAUCUAUGUCACUUGUGAGUCAGAUCAGAGUGUGGUGGAGUGUAAGGAGGUGCUAAUGAUGCUGGAUAACUAUGUAAGAGAUUUCAAAGCACUAAUUGACUGGAUACAGCUUCAGGAGAAACUAGAGAAGGCAGAUGCUCAAAGCAGGCCUACUUCAUUGGCAUGGGAAGUGAAGAAAAUGUCCCCCGGGCGGCAUGUAAUUCCAAGUCCAUCUUCAGAUAGGAUCAACGUAACUUCCAGCGCUCGAAGGAGCUUAAAUUUUGGGGGUCCUUCUGGAGCGAUCACUGCCACCCGUCUGGCCCCCACAGGUGUGAGUUGGGCCGACAAAGUCAAAGCGAAUCAUUCAGUUGCCGUCACUGUUCCCAACCUGCCAUCUACGCAGAACUGUGCACCUAUAACGGUACAGAAGACCUCCCGGAAAAAUGAGGGAAAAGAUGCGGAAGGAUGGGAGACAGUGCAACGAGGAAGGCCUGUUCGUUCGCGUUCUACAGCAAUGGUCCCAAAAAUUCCCCUACCUGCAGAGCCAUUGCAGUCAAAAGACGACAGCGAUAAAGAAAAUGUCCUAUUGAUAGCAGAAAACAAACCGGAGAUUGGAUUCAUUGGAGAUGGCCCCUCAAACAUGGCAGAGCCUCUGACCAAAGACUCUGUAUGUCCUCAUGAGCAUCCCCUUACUGAAAGAACCCAGUUUGCAGUAUGUACUUCAGAUGAUGUCAGGGAGUCUGGAAAUGGUUUCUUACAAGACAAUUCUUCGCAUUCUUCUGAAAUACCUGCGGUCUUCAUAGAUGCUGAAUGUAUUUCAAAUACUCAGCCUACUGAUACAUAUCCUUCACAGAGUAAUACAGACAAAUUCCCAAAAGAGAAAAUGAAGAUUGAAAGUGAAAUGGAUCCAUCAGAUAUUUCAAACGUGAGUGCUGCUAGAUUGUCAAUGGCAGAAGUUCUUGCCAAAAAAGAAGAAUUAGCAGAUCGUCUGGAAAAGGCCAAUGAAGAAGCCAUUGCUAGUGCCAUAGCAGAAGAAGAACAGUUAACCAGAGAAAUCGAAGCAGAAGAAAACAAUGACAUCAACAUUGAGACGGACAAUGACAGUGAUUUUUCUGCCAGCAUGGGCAGUGGAAGUAUUUCUUUCUGUGGCAUGGCUCUGGACUGGAAUGAUGUUCUGGCAGAUUAUGAAGCUCGUGAGUCAUGGCGCCAGAAUACAUCCUGGGGGGAUAUAGUUGAGGAAGAACCUGCUCGUCCACCAGGACAUGGAAUCCAUAUGCAUGAAAAGCUGUCUUCACCUUCCCGCAAAAGAACAAUAGCAGAAUCUAAAAAGAAACAUGAAGAAAAGCAAAUGAAAGCACAGCAGCUAAGAGAAAAGUUACGAGAAGAGAAAACAUUAAAGCUUCAAAAAUUGUUGGAACGGGAGAAAGAUGUACGGAAGUGGAAGGAAGAGUUACUGGAUCAAAGACGCAGGAUGAUGGAAGAAAAAUUGCUUCAUGCCGAAUUUAAACGUGAGGUGCAGUUACAAGCAAUUGUCAAAAAAGCACAAGAAGAAGAAGCUAAGGUCAAUGAAAUUGCCUUUAUAAAUACUUUGGAAGCUCAGAACAAACGCCAUGAUGUGUUAUCCAAACUGAAAGAAUACGAACAGAGACUGAAUGAAUUACAAGAAGAGCGUCAACGAAGGCAGGAGGAAAAACAAGCCCGUGAUGAAGCUGUGCAGGAACGCAAGAGAGCUCUGGAAGCAGAACGCCAGGCCCGGGUGGAAGAAUUACUGAUGAAACGGAAGGAGCAAGAAGCCCGCAUUGAACAACAGCGGCAGGAGAAAGAGAAGGCCCGAGAAGACGCGGCCCGGGAGAGAGCCAGAGAUCGGGAAGAAAGACUGGCAGCCCUAACAGCAGCUCAACAAGAAGCUAUGGAGGAGUUACAGAAAAAGAUUCAACUGAAGCAUGAUGAAAGCAUUCGAAGGCACAUGGAACAAAUUGAACAAAGGAAAGAAAAGGCAGCUGAGUUAAGCAGCGGAAGACAUGCUAAUACGGACUAUGCCCCUAAACUUACUCCGUACGAACGAAAAAAGCAGUGCUCACUUUGUAGUGUUCUGAUCUCCUCAGAGGUGUAUCUUUUUAGCCACAUUAAAGGAAAAAAACACCAGCAAGCCGUAAGAGAAAAUAGCAGUAUCCAAGGACGAGAGCUCUCAGAUGAAGAAGUGGAGCAUCUCUCGCUUAAAAAAUACAUUGUUGACAUCGUGGUGGAAACCUCUGUUCCAGUAGAGCCCUUGAAAGAUGGAGAAGAGAAGCAGAAAACAAAGAAGAAAGCCAAAAAACUGAAGGCCCGGAUGAAUUCCAGGGCUAAGGAAUACGAGAGUUCAGUGGAAGCAAAAAAUCCCAGCUCUGACUCACCAUAUAAAGCAAAAUUGCAGCGUCUUGCAAAAGACCUUCUGAAGCAGCUCCAGGCACAGGACAGUGGCACUUGGGCAAGCAAUAAGGUUUCAGCUCUGGAUCGGACUCUAGGCGAGAUCUCUCGUAUUUUGGAAAAAGAGAACAAGGCAGAUCAGAUUGCAUUUCAAGUUGCCGGGGGAUUCACAGCCCUUGAACAGAUCCUUCAAGUAGUGAUCUCUGCCACCAAUCCAAAUGCAGUAUCACGCAUCCCUCCCAAAUCAUUGUGCAAUACAGUAAAUGUUUACAACCUCAGCUGCAAUAACUGCCCAGAAAACUGCACCUAUAUCCUAUUCAGUAACAAGAUUACCUUCUUAAUGGACCUUCUGAUGCACCAACUGAUGGUUUAUGUUCCAGAUGAAAAUAAUGCUAUUUUGGGAAGAAGUGCAAAUAAGCAAGUUUUUGAAGGUUUGACAACUGGGCUUCUCAGAAUCAGUGCUGUGGUUUUUGGCUGCCUGAUCUCCAAUCUACCAGAUGGAAACAGCCGGCCUACUACACCCAAAACAUCAACACAGGAAAUGAAAAACAAACCCUCGCAAGUUGAUGCCUUUAACAGCCGGGUCCAAGACCUCAUCAGCUAUGUGGUGAACAUAGGAUUGAUAGACAAGCUGUGUGGCUGCUUCCUUUCUGUGCAAGGCCCGGUUGACGAACAUCCCAAAAUAGCUACAUUUCUGCAGAAUGCUACAGCAGUCUUACAUGGAAUGUGCAGGCUGUGUUUUGCUGUCAAUGGAAAGUCUUGGAGCAUAUUUGACAAUACGCGUCAGGAUCCCACAGGACUAACUGCUGCUCUUCAGUCUUCAGACUUGGUUGGAGUUUUACAUAUGCUGUACUGUAUUCUCUUCCAUGGCACAAUCUCAGAUUCAAACCCAGCGAGCCCUAAAGAGAGCUAUGCACAGAACACCAUCCAAGUUGCGAUUCAGAGUUUACGCUUUUUCAACAGCUUUGCAGUUCUGGACCUGCCAGCUUUUCAGUCUAUUGUAGGUGCCGAAGGUCUUUCCCUUGCCUUCCGACACAUUAUCAGCUCCCUCCUGGGGUUCUGUGCGCAGCACCCGUGUGAAGGACUGCUCCAUGAAGUCAUUGUUUGUGUUGGAUAUUUCACUGUAAACAACCCAGAUAACCAGGUAAUCGUACAGUCCGGCCGCCACCCCACAGUGCUCCAGAAGCUCUGCCAGUUGCCUUUUCAGUAUUUCAGCGAUCCUCGCCUAAUCAAAGUGCUGUUCCCUUCGCUGAUAGCUGCUUGUUACAAUAACCCGCAGAACAAGAUCAUUCUGGAGCAGGAGAUGAGCAGUGUUUUACUCUCCACGUUCAUUCAGGACUUUGCCCAGAGUCCAGGCCAGAUGGAUAAUCAGUCUUCUCUACAAAGGGACAAACUCUUCAGUUCCCAAGAUCAUCUCGAACUGUCAAACAGAUUCCCUCAGCAGGUCUGGGAAGAAGCACGUCAGUUUUUCUUGAAAAAGGAGAAUAAAUAAGUUUGCUUUGGAUGGUUUUUCCUUUUGAAUCUCUAAUAUUUUAAUUGUUAAAGCCAACACAUUAACUUUGUUCUUUGAAAACUGUCAUGAUGAAGUUUUGAUACUCCAGAUACCUGCAUUGUAGAUAUUUGGUAUAUACUUUGCACUAUUUAUAAUUAUUGUAGAUACUUUAAUCGUCUAGUUUAUAAUUUUGCGAGUUUGGGUUUGUUUCAUAUAUGUAUAAUACCAUGGGGUUUGGAAACUUCUACCCUGUUAUGUGGUACAUCUUGCACUGUAACGCUGGUUAAAUUAGGUUAAAAGUUUUGAAGUGUUCCUGUUCAAUAUACUGUAUCUUGUAAUAAAAUAACUUAUUCCGUUUGUGAUGUGUUUUUAUAUUUUAAUAUUGCAAUUUUCAUAUUAUGUUUUCAUUGUCUUGUUCAGAUAAAAACAAGUUUGAAACAAAAAAAAUGUAAGUCUCAGUUCUGAAGUAUAAUAUUAAUUGUUUGGACCUACUUAACUUUUCCACUCUGAGAUGAUGUUGGUGGUUUCUUUUUUGUUUUUUAAUAUUUAUAAAAUUUUUGAAAACUAA
Messenger RNA from Ornithorhynchus anatinus (platypus), 4962 nucleotides. RefSeq names its product S-phase cyclin A associated protein in the ER (gene SCAPER). The record is from RefSeq and is a predicted model, not a curated record. NCBI's taxonomy places the organism in Eukaryota, Metazoa, Chordata, Mammalia, Monotremata, Ornithorhynchidae. The coding region runs from base 147 to 4394 and encodes 1415 amino acids. Gene Ontology annotation, molecular function: nucleic acid binding; zinc ion binding. The transcript has 33 exons.